AUGUCGGCCUCGUCAUCGUCAUCGUACAUGCAUGCGGCGGUCGCCUUCAACAAAGUGGCUGGGACACUGUCGCUGCAUACGGACGAGACGGUGCAGUGGGUACCGUCGUCUGCGUCGUCGGGCGUGUCAGGCUUCCACCUCAAGUUUUGCGACAUUGCCGGGCUGCAGACGUCGAAAGCUGGUGCGGCUCAGAUUGCGCUCAUGCUUGUGCUGGCGAAUGCGGUUCAGAUCGCUUCCAAGUCCAAGGUGCUGCUCGUGUUUAAUGCGGCGCAGCAGACAGCGCUCGAGGAUCGCGAAAGGUUCAAGACCGAGCUGGCCGCAGCAGUCGGUAGGAAUAGGGCCAGCAUGGAUGGUGCGUCCGGGGGAGCCACACCGUCUUCACUACCGGGUAGUCCGGCACAGGCUUGUUCUCCGGCUGCGACUGCAACUGCGACUGCGACUGCUGCGACUCGCGGUGCAACGCCAGAUACGCGAGCUGCUACACCGUCGCGCAUCGCUCCGCCGGCAUCUGCCAAGCAGCCCAGGCUCAACGACACAGCUCGGCGCAAGACCGAGAUUGAACUUCGGAUCAGCGUGAUCAAAUCGAAUGCGUCACUUCGAGCACUGCACAAGGACAUUGUCAUCUCGGGAGAGAUGUCGGAUGCUGAAUUCUGGUCGCAUCCGCAACGGCAGCGACUCGUGCGCGCCGAGCGUGCCAAGCUGGAACAGCGUGCCGGACGCAACGCUCGACUCGCCGAUCCGAAACCGACCCCGAAUGAAGCGGGCGAGCUGAAGCUGAGCAUCACACCGGAGCUGAUCCGCGAUCUGUUUGAACAGUUCCCCAUUGUAGCUCGAGCGUACCAAGACAACGUGCCGUCCAAGCUGGACCAGGCGUCGUUCUGGACGAGAUACUUCCAGUCCAAGCUGUACCAUCGCUUAAGGACCAGUGCGCGAUCCGCGGCUUCCGAGCACAUUGUGCACGACGAUGCCAUCUUUGAUGCAUACCUCGAGGACGAGGAUAACGAGUUGCAGCCCAGACGCGAGUUCAACCCGCACGAUCGCUUGUUGGAUCUGCAAGCGACCGAGGAGGAUCACGCCGAGACGGGGAAUGAGAAGGACUGGACCAUGCGCGCCGGAGCCGAGCGCAGGACGUUGCCGUUGAUGCGCCGCUUCAACGACCAUUCGCAGUCCUUGUUGGAUUCAGCGUUGGGCGAACAAGAGCGAGGCCAGAGCAAGCGCAGGAUCGUCGGGGGUGUUGGCGACGAGUACCCCACUGCCACUCAUUCAGCACGCCAGGGUGAUGCCAACUCUGCCCAGCACACUUCAAGCGCACAUGAUGCUGACCAAGUCGACGAUUCUGUGGAUUGGAUCAAGAAGCACUACUACCGGGAAAUCGUGAUUGACGACCUCAAUGAUUCGGUUGCGACCGACAAGGUUCGACUGAACAUGGCGGAUCUCGAGGGGUAUUUUUCGACUACUGUGCAGGGUGGAGAUGAAGCGGUGUCUAGUGUGAGGUUGAAUGGAGCAGAGGAUGAGAAGGCGGUCUUGACCAUGCACGAGUAUGUGGCGGUGGUGCACAAAUUUACGCAGACGAUGCGUGCGUGGGGGGGAGUGCAGUUGGGCGGGUUUCGGCCUAGUGCGCAGGCGACAGAGGCGUGUAUGAUGCGGAUCAUGCAGAACUUGCGAUCGCGCACACGUCCUGCUCAGACCAGUCACACGAGUGUGGUACCUGAUCAAGUGUUCAAGUCUGUCAUCAGCCUGCAAGCCAGUACGACCGAGUUCCUCCGUCAGUUCUGGAACGCUAUUGCUCCACAACCCGACAUGUCCGACCAUCCUCCACACCGACCAUCGCACAACGAUCCAUCCAUCCAAGAUCGCUUGCUCACAGCCAAGAAAAUGGCACUCAAUCUAGCCAACUUCCACACGAAACUCGAUGCCAUCUUUCCACCAUCACACCCAGAUGCCGACGACGUAUUGCACAACAUCGACGCUUUACUAGCUCCCACGAAAAACGCCGUCCAUAUCGCCCUCACAAUCGCCCGCCGUAGAGCCAUGAUUUGA
This is a messenger RNA of Mycosarcoma maydis (corn smut), 2040 nucleotides long. Its product is annotated as TFIIH/NER complex subunit TFB1. The record is from RefSeq and is a predicted model, not a curated record. Gene Ontology annotation, biological process: transcription by RNA polymerase II; nucleotide-excision repair; transcription by RNA polymerase I. Lineage: Eukaryota; Fungi; Basidiomycota; Ustilaginomycetes; Ustilaginales. The transcript has a single exon. Bases 1 to 2040 code for a protein of 679 amino acids. Gene Ontology annotation, cellular component: transcription factor TFIIH core complex; transcription factor TFIIH holo complex.